CCUGAAUUGUUCGUGGGGCGAUGCAGCAGUCGCGGGCUGUGGGAUGAAGGCACCGGGGCUCCUUUGAGCGACACAUCCCGGCGUGUGCUUAAUCCGAAAUUCACGAGUCCUGGGAUUUGUAUCGAAUGUAUUUAAAUGAUCGCAGAUCAAGUGGAAUCUGAAGGAUGCAUGUAGCUGAUCUAAGGAUGUUGUUAACCUGUUUGAUGGCAAAAAUGGCGGUUGGCGCGAAAACAAAAAGACGUGCCCAGGGUAUGGCAUUUGUAGCCCUUCUCGACAGAAUCUGAACAGAACAGAAUCACUGGACUGAUGGCCGCAGGGUUUCAAAUAACGGUGCAUUGGAGAAGGGGCCCUUCGAGGUGGUCUCACUGCCGGAAACGAGGGGCAGAUGGUAGCCUGAGACCCCAUGAUGAUCCGGACUCCACUGUGUUUGAUGAUGGAGAGAAAAGGAAACACAGCCACAGAUCCGCAACCAGCGAUUUCAGGCCAGCUAGUUUCACCACUCCAGAGAGCGAGGGUCCUGUGCCGAGGAGUUUGGACUGGGGAAGUGAAGUGGAGAGGGAUGAGUUGCGGACAGACGUCAGAAGGGACAUGCAGAGGUAUAGGAGGAGAAUCUUGGUAAAUGACUUCAAUGAAAGGGAAAGAAAAACCUCUUCGGGAAGUUCUGAUUCCAGGGACUCUCCUGUACCAACUGAAAUGGAGACUGAUGAGGCGGUGCUGAUGAGAAGACAAAAGCAGAUAAACUACGGGAAAAACACAAUUGCCUAUGACCGAUACAUCCGAGAAGUUCCCAAACAUCUUCGCCAGCCAGGGGUGCACCCUAGGACUCCUAACAAGUUCAAGAAGUACAGCCGGCGGUCUUGGGACCAGCAGAUCAAGCUGUGGAGAGUGAAACUGCAUCAGUGGGAUCCUCCAGUGCAGGAAGGCAGUGACCUGCAGGCCAUUGAGGAGAUUGAUCUUGAUGACGUCAUGGAGACGGAGUCAGGGGCCAGUAGCUCAACAGAAUCUGGGGCAAGUUUACAGUACCUGAAAGCCAGCAAAGCCCCUGCAUCAACACCUGAAGACUCUUGCUGUGUGACUCCAAGCAAGAUGAUGCGACUGGAAUCCCAGGUGGACGGUAGCUUUAAUCUGGAGGCAUGCUUGAACGAAAUUCAGGAAAAUUCCAGCUGGCUGACUUCGUAACGUGCCGCUUGGCCCUUCGUUGUGCAUGAGAUCACCCUGGAAAAAAAAAAACCCUCCAAAGGAGUCGGCUUCGCAGGAUUUGCGGGCACCCGAACGAAAGCAUUUGCCGCACUCAGUAGCGAGGGCUGUGCGGGUGGAAACCAGGCCCGUGUGGAAAGAGGACAUGUCUCAUGCAUCGUUGUGUCCCAUCAUGUGUGGUUUUGUUUCUCUGGGCAAAUCGAUCAGUGCCUGCUAAUACUGGGGCUGACAGACAGUGAAAACUCUCGCCUGCCACCGUUACUGUCCAGAAGUCCCGUGUGUGCAAAAUGUUUUUUGAAAAAACUUUGUAGCAAAGAAUUCAGUUUGUGUUUGUGUAAAUAUUAUGUAACUUUUUAUCGUGAUUUGUUUUCGUAAAUGCGGUGUUUCAUUUGGUCAAAAAAAAAGUGUUCUGGUGUCCGAGUUUUGGUGUAUGUGCUAGUUUGGGGAAAAGGUCUUGCUCGUGCCUACUGAGAUGUAUUUAAUAGAACGUGAGCAAAGGGGAUGUGCUAGCAAGGGCCAAUUUCAGCUUUUUUGAUUUAAAAGUUAUUAAAGCAGAAUAUUGGGUAUGCAUUGUACAACUGCCAGUUACCUAAUAUUCCUGGUGAAGUUUUUACACUAAGGACUUCCUCUUACCGAGGUUCAACUGUGGACCUGGAAUUUACAAAUCUUUUUUUCCCCAGACACUGAGUGAGGACAGGAUCCAAUUCAGAGCAAAAUGCAGAGUUCUGUUUUUCCUGUUUCUGAUCCUAUCGUGUUGCAUUUAGUAUUUCCUGGUCAAACAAAAUCUUAAGAUACCUGUCUAAAUCUUCAUUUUAAAGCCUCAGUUUUAAGAUUUAUUGCACUGGACUGACCUUUAGCUGUAGGUUGCAAUGAUGUUUACAAACUGGUCCACCACUAAAAAAGGAGGCAAAUGCUUCCAUGCAGUUUGAUCUUUAAGAGUUAAUUUUCUUAGUGUUCUGUAUUGCAGUGUUCAUGCUUUCAGUGUAGUUUUAAAGGACAAACAGCAAUUUCUCAACUUGCAGUCCUUCAUUAGUAGUGUACAAAAGGUUUGGUUGCAUUAUUUUUGUAAGAACGCAUUUGGGCUUUAGGUAACAUUUGCAUAGAUAUAACUAUUUCAGAUUGCUAUUUUGAAAUGCAAAUAAAAUGGUUUUGAUAUACCAAAA
This is a messenger RNA of Lepisosteus oculatus (spotted gar), 2360 nucleotides long. It is a transcript of the gene slbp, whose product is annotated as stem-loop histone mRNA binding protein. Gene Ontology annotation, biological process: mRNA transport; mRNA 3'-end processing by stem-loop binding and cleavage. Gene Ontology annotation, cellular component: cytoplasm; histone pre-mRNA 3'end processing complex. NCBI's taxonomy places the organism in Eukaryota, Metazoa, Chordata, Actinopteri, Semionotiformes, Lepisosteidae. The record is from RefSeq and is a predicted model, not a curated record. Gene Ontology annotation, molecular function: mRNA binding; histone pre-mRNA stem-loop binding.